AUCUAGGCCUGUCAGUGGUUGCUACUCGCUAUCAGCUCCUGCGCGCAGUUGCCUUGACGGUUGGCCUGGGCUUCAAGGUCUGCAAGCGUCUAACUACCCGAUCCCGAUAGCGGACGGGUCCCGGAGCUGGAGGUCAGACAAAGGUCGUGUAUCACAUAAUCUUCGAUUCCUGAACUGCAAUCAUAGAAGCAUCGCCCCUACGGCAGUCCUAUAAUCAACCUCACUGUAACCAUUUCCAUGUUAUCGAAUCGAUAGGCUCUAUCGUCGGCCUUGCUCUCGCACGACCGCAUUAAGCUGUAACCGAUCCCCGCAUCCCGUCAUCGUCGGCCCAGAUAUACUACAACUCGGUCGACUGUCGCCUGACGCUCCGCUUUGUAUCAUCCUUCAAUAUUAUGCAAAUUGAAUAUAUAUCAUAAUGUCGCCCUUCGUAAGGGCCCUCCCUACCGCUCGUUGCUGUCUUUGCCAUCUCUCGCGCUGUGCCCCACGACCGGUACUUAUUACGACACGUUGCGUAUCCUCCUACAACUCUCGACUACGACAACAACAUCGUUAUAUAUCAGGCUCCCCUAUAGCUUCACGACGAAACAACGACUUCAAUUCAGGCUUCAGUAGCAGUUAUGACCCAUCAGUCGAUGCGGGGCGUGGCCCCAUGUUCAACAAGACCAACUUUGGCGUACCACAAUUCUACCCACGCGAUCUCAAGAAAAGGGUAGACGACUAUGUUGUUGGCCAGGACCGGGCCAAGAAGACAAUAUGCGCAACUAUCUUCAACCACUACCAGAAUCUACGACGAAGACACCAACAUGAACACGAAGACCGGAAUAGGCGGGAUAAGGCGAUGCGCCAGAGGUUUGCGAGAGACAGAGAACUGCAUCAGAAACGUCGUGAGAUGCACCCUGUCGAAGGUCAGCGUGUACAUGGUUCCGUCCCUGAGCGCUACGCUGCUGAUACUCUUGAAGAUGAGUUCCCGGGCCAUAAUGAGUCGGUCCGUGGGCUUCACGAUAAUCACGAAUUCGAUGACGACCCAAUGGAUCAUCUCUAUGUUGCAGAGGAUAUAACAGUUCCCGAUCACGUCAAGAUAGACAAGAGUAAUCUCCUUCUGGUCGGUCCCACGGGUGUUGGCAAAACUUACAUACUAGAAACACUAAGCAAAAGGAUAAACGUACCCUUUUCAAUUUGUGACUGCAACUCCUUCACUCAGGCUGGAUACAUAGGACAGGACGUUGAGACCUGCAUUGAGCGACUCCUUAUCGAAGCCAAUUAUGACAUCAAGGCAACAGAGCACGGUAUUGUUGUCCUAGAUGAAUUCGACAAGAUUGCAAGGCGAGAAACGACUACUGGUCGGGAUGUUGGGGGCGAAGGUGUUCAGCAAGCGCUGCUGAAGCUCGUUGAGGGAACAAAAGUCACCAUCAAUGUCAAGGACAACCGCUCAUCCCGAUCUACGUCACCUAUUACGACGAACUAUAGCGCAUCCGGGCCAUCUUCCUCGACUCCUCAGGCAGCUCCUCCCGGUAGCAAGGUUGACCAGUAUACUAUUGACACUACUAACAUCCUCUUUGUGUUCUGUGGCGCCUUUGUCGGGCUAGACAAGGCUGUCCUGAAGAGAGUCGCAAGACCGACGAUGGGAUUCGGCGGAGAGCUCCGGGGUCGCUCAUCUAUGUCGGGCAACAAGCAAACUCUACCGGCAGAAACAUAUACGCAUUUGCCUCACCACAACCCUCAAUCAGCUUCAUCGUUCACGCCGUUGGAUCUUACCACUCCUGCUGAUCUCCAAAGCUUCGGGUUCAUUCCUGAGUUGAUAGGGCGUCUGCACAAUAUCUGUGCUCUUAGUCCUCUUUCUAAGGAAGAUCUCUUGCGUAUUCUGACCGAACCCAGAAACAGCCUUGUUGCUCAGUAUACCGCUCUUUUUGAGACUUACCCUUCGCGACUAUUCUUCACAGAGAAAUCGUUAUAUGCUAUCGCGGAGCGAGCUGCUGCUUCAGAAACAGGAGCUCGAGGUCUCAAGAUGGAAAUGGAGCGUAUCCUAGCAGAACCCAUGUUUGACGCUCCGAUGCCUUACGUACUCAUUACUGAGGCAUGCGUGAAGGGAACGGAGAAGGCAGGAUACUGGGGCAAGGAUGGCCGGUUUGAGGUGGACAGAAGAAUGCAGGCAGAAGAGAUGAACCCGCCCAAGGGGAAACCAGAGAACACAUUUGAAAAGUAUCGAGAAGCAGGACAAAGCGGUGGCUAAGUAUCGUCUUCAACAUUAUUGGGAACGAGGCGUAUUGGAGCAAUUACUAUUUUGAUUAACUGGAUUUAA
This is a messenger RNA of Fusarium redolens, 2299 nucleotides long. RefSeq names its product P-loop containing nucleoside triphosphate hydrolase protein. The coding region runs from base 416 to 2230 and encodes 604 amino acids. Gene Ontology annotation, biological process: protein catabolic process; proteolysis. The transcript has 2 exons. Gene Ontology annotation, molecular function: ATP hydrolysis activity; ATP binding. Lineage: Eukaryota; Fungi; Ascomycota; Sordariomycetes; Hypocreales; Nectriaceae. The record is from RefSeq and is a predicted model, not a curated record. Gene Ontology annotation, cellular component: mitochondrial matrix.